Bolinopsis microptera is the source of this 2409-nucleotide messenger RNA. RefSeq lists its product as uncharacterized. The record is from RefSeq and is a predicted model, not a curated record. Bases 156 to 1796 code for a protein of 546 amino acids. Gene Ontology annotation, molecular function: protein binding. The transcript is spliced from 11 exons. NCBI's taxonomy places the organism in Eukaryota, Metazoa, Ctenophora, Tentaculata, Lobata, Bolinopsidae.
UCAUGAAGAUUUUCUACUGCUGAAACAAGUGCAUGAAAGGUUGAGUGCUUACUGCAGAAACCAAACUGAUUAUCACAGAAAAGAUUGUGCUUAUUAAAGAAAUCAGAUACGUUUUUAUGUAUUAACUUCUCGAAAAUCUUAGCAAAAAAAGUUUUAUGGACUGGCGAUGGGUUUUCCAGUGGAUUCCAUGUGCCUGGGUUUUCCCUUCUCUCCAGCCUCCACAGAAAGGACGUGGACAUGGCCUAGCUGCUCCCCUCCUGGAUGGGACUGAAGACGACAAUGUGCUCUAUGCUCUUGGUGAAAUAAAGAUGCCUCUCUCAAAAGAGCAGCUCCAACAGCUGCACUACGCCACACGCUCCCACCAAACCGAACUGAUGACUGUUGCGGCGCAGUUCCUUGCCCACUACGCAGAUGUGCUGCCUAUGAACAGUCCUGUCUCCGUUGAGGCUCUGGAGUGCACGCUGGCUCUUAUGGACCUCGACACUAUCGAGGUACUAAUCCCGGCGAGUUCGGCAGUGUCCGUGAUGAGCUCUAACGGUGACGACACCGUACGGGAGAACCUGGCAAAGCGCAGCGUGAUCCGGCUGGCGGUGCGCUUACUGCGGAGUCCCAGCAACCCUGUGGUGGUUAACGCGCUUGCUAUCCUCACAACUUACGCCGGAUCAGCGGACAAGUACAAGAUCAGUGUUGUGAGGGACGGAGCUCUGAAUCCUUUGUGUGAGCUUGCGUUCAGUGAAGAUAACAGGAUACAGAAGGGCUCAGGAGGAGCAAUCCUGAACCUGUCUCACAUAGACACUCACUGUGAACAACUCCUGAUAUGCGGGGUAUGUGAGAGUCUACAUCACUUCCUCAUCUCUGGGGAUCAUCAUCUCCAGUUUUACGCCGCUGCCACUAUCUCUAAUUUGUCUGUUCAGGUGGAAGACCCAAGUGGACUGGUGAAUGAUGAAGGUUUGCAAAGUCUAGUAAAACUGCUGAGAAGUUCAGAGAGACUUAUACAACAGUCCUGUAUCGCUCUUCGUAACUUGGCGUCUCAAUCAGCCAUGCAGCACCGGAUAACAGACUGUGAGGUGCUGGAACCACUGUACCCACUGCUCCGGCACCACGAUCCCAACAUACAGACAGCAGCCCUGUCCCUUCUACACAACCUUUCAAUACUGGAGGAGAACGAGGCUAAAGUUAUCAACAUGGGAUAUGUUCCUGAGUUGACCCUAGUAGUCCGACAAUGGCAGAUCCCAGAAGGACAGCGCCACGCAGCAGCCACCCUCCGUAACCUGGCAACACCAGAGCACAUCUCUACUCUGGUAACUUCAGGGGUGGUGGAGGUGUUGGUGGGCGUGGUGACCAACGCUAAAACACUCCUCCCAGUCCUGCACGAGGUGGCAGCCGUGUUAGCUGUUCUGUCACGUGACAUGGAAGCUCAGUCUCGGCUCCUUCACCAACUUCCCGCUGUCUCCAACAUGAUGCAACUGUUUGCUCAUUUUAUCAGGACAAGGCAGGAUAUGAAACUUGUUUUCUACUCCCUGGGUGUCAUCGGGGGUAUCUCGUCUAAUGGUACGUUACGGGAUGUGGUAGUGCAGAACACUGACAUAGUCUCCCAAAUAACCCACUACAUUACCCCGGAUACUCCCAGUGACCUGAUCAAGGUCGUACUCUGGACCACCGACCUUCUAUAUGCUCACCCAACAAUAAACGGCGGUGUAAAGAAUGAGAUGCUAGCCAGUGUAACUCACCUUAAAGCUCACGCAUCGGACCACGACGUUAUUGGAGCGUGCGACGACUUACUUGCACCCAGCUGACCUUAUCACAUGACCCAUGUUCAUAUCACGUGAUUACUAUGCGGGAAUACCGAGCUGAGGAUGGAGGAGGGCACGAGGGUGCGUGGAUAUUGUGGACUUUGCGAUUUUAUACCCCAAGAUAUGUGAAUUGUUUGCAGAUAAAAUGAUCAAAUCUAUUUUAACUAUUGCUUAAUCAUUUGUACGGAUCGUUGAAUGUAUUAUUUAUUGGUUCUGCUAUUUGAUAUAUUGUACAGUCCAGGAAUUUGCUUAAAUAGCAUGCUAUCAAACGCUGCUUUGAAAUAGUGUGCUACCAGAAUUAUUGUUUACGGCGUUUUAACUUAAAAGCUCUAAUGUUUCGCGGACUUUAUUGGAGUGAAAAUUGAAUAGAGUUUGACUUUGUAAAGACCAGCCAGAUUUGAUAUUAACUUGAGAUUUUAGCGCAGCUUGUAUAUUUUAUACUCAGUGAGGGGAAUCAUCAUUGGAACAUUUUCCUCUCGUCCUAUUUCGAGAUUUGAAUGCUUCUAUGUUAAAGUUAAAGAUUAAACCCGUGACGAUCACUCGAUUUGGUGUUUGUAAAUCUUUAAUUGUUCUGGUUUACACUUAACAUCGUCACAUUCUAAAUUUUAGAGAAUUA